AGUGAAAAAAAAGUGGAGAGAAUCGCUGGAUAGGACCACGUCAUGAUUUGUAAUCCCGUUGAUUUAUUUUGUGCGGAUGACAGAUUGCUGGGAUACUCGCUCGUUGGUUAGAUUGACACCAUGCUCGUGCAAGUUGAAGGGGAAUAAAAAUCUCCCAGUGCUCUUUUUGAAGGGGUGUGUUACACAUGAAAGUUGGAGACCAACGCAAUAACGAUUGUGUUGUAAAGUGUAUCAGCGGUGUUGCAGGUGUAGGCACCGUGACAAAUUUCGGCAGCUCAAGAAUGGGGCUGGGCUACUAAGUCAGGUGUGUUGUAUUUUAAGAGCAGCUUAAAUUUACCACAGUAGUUCUACAGCCCACACACCACAGAUUUAGCGAUGAAUUUGCUACAAUUGAAGGAACUGUCUCAGUCUGAUCUGUAUCGAAGGCGGCAGGAGCGGCAUGACAGCAUUGGAACUGCUGUUUUAGAGACGAGGAAGUUAAGCAACAUGGCAAAUGCUCUGGCUAAUGCCAUGUGCGAGCGAUGCAAAAGUGGCUUUGAACCAGCGGAGAGGAUUGUGAACAGCAACGGAGAGUUGUAUCAUGAGCAGUGUUUUGUAUGUGCUCAAUGCUUCCAGCAGUUCCCAGAAGGCCUGUUCUAUGAGUUUGAAGGGCGAAAAUACUGCGAACAUGAUUUUCAGAUGCUUUUUGCACCCUGUUGUCAUCAGUGUGGUGAGUUCAUUAUUGGCCGAGUGAUUAAAGCCAUGAACAAUAGUUGGCAUCCAGAAUGUUUCCGCUGUGACCUCUGCCAACAGAUUCUUGCAGACAUUGGAUUUGUAAAGAAUGCUGGGAGGCAUCUUUGCCGCCCAUGCCAUAACCGUGAAAAGGCCAGGGGUCUGGGGAAAUAUAUCUGCCAGAAAUGUCAUGCCAUUAUCGAUGAACACCCACUUAUAUUCAAGAAUGAUCCUUAUCACCCUGAUCAUUUCAAUUGUGCAAACUGUGGAAAAGAGCUGACGGCUGAAGCUAGAGAGCUGAAAGGAGAACUGUAUUGCUUGCCAUGCCAUGAUAAAAUGGGUGUCCCCAUUUGUGGUGCUUGCCGAAGACCAAUUGAAGGACGUGUAGUCAAUGCAAUGGGCAAACAGUGGCAUGUGGAGCAUUUUGUAUGCGCCAAGUGUGAGAAACCUUUUUUGGGUCAUCGUCACUAUGAAAGGAAGGGAUUGGCUUAUUGUGAAACACACUAUAAUCAGCUAUUCGGUGAUGUUUGCUACCACUGUAACCGUGUGAUUGAAGGUGAUGUGGUAUCUGCUUUGAAUAAAGCUUGGUGUGUCAACUGUUUUGCCUGUUCAACUUGCAACACCAAGUUGACACUUAAAAACAAGUUUGUGGAGUUUGAUAUGAAGCCUGUUUGUAAGAAAUGUUAUGAGAAAUUCCCUCUGGAGUUGAAGAAAAGACUGAAGAAACUGGCUGAAAGUGCUGGGCGCAAAUAAGGAGACCAAUGAGUAACAGCCAAUUUCCAGAAGACAUUGUUUCAGAUUCAAAAUUAUUUCCAAAUAGAGUAAAACUCCAAUAAUCCAAUAAUUUGCAUUCUGGAAAUCCUGGUGGUUUGGUAUCUGGCUCAGUGGAACUCCGGAUCCUGUGCACCCUUUAAACUCACUGGGACCUACAUUCCCGUGCUGGCUUUAAACUCUCUGGGACCUAUGUUCCUGUGCCGGCUUUAAACUCGCCGGGUAAACAUGAAGAUGCAUUAUUCUGCUGUGUAGCAUCUUAAGAGUAAAAAGAGUAUUAAUGGUAGUCAUCCAAUAUUCUGAAAUAUCUAUCAGUUUGGCACUACCAAAGUCCUGAGUUUGUUGGAUUAAAGAGUAUUACUGUAUUUACCUGUCAUUAAAUUAAUCUCCUAAAUUCAACCGAUUUUGAAAGUUACCACAGAAGAAUAGUUUUAACUUUGCAGAGCCAUAUCCUUUUGUUCAAUUUUAAAUUUAUUUUAAAAUAAUCGAUAUUUGAAGACACCAGACUGCAGUUGCUGGAAACUUGAGCAAAAAUAACAACUUGAUGGAGGAACUAAACGGGUCAGGCAAAAUCCAUAUUUGAAAGUUGUUUCCUCCAUCAUGUUGUGAUGCUACCCAAGUAUAACCAGGUUUGUUCAUUAAUUGGACUAUUUAAAUAUAACCUUUUUCCCUGAUUGUUCAGAAAUUACAAAACCAAUAUUGUCAGACUAUGUGAUGCAUCCUCAUUUUGUUUUGUAUACAGUAUUAUACCCUCCCCUUCCAUUAUCUGUGAGAUUGAGUAUGUGAAUAUAUUUUGGGAACCCAGAUUUCACAUCUCUGACAUAACAUCCUAAACACAUUGCACCAUGCUGCCAUCUCCAAAAAUGGUGAAUUGGAUUUUUUUUCCAAAAAUGGUACUAGUUAUAUGGUACAUGUUGUUAAACCUCCGAAUGCAUACCCAGCAAUUGAAAAUAGUGGAAAACUAACAGUAGAGGGAUUUAAUAUAUAAUCUAUUUCACGCAUGUAGAAACAAGGCUUAUAAUUCAGCAAUCCAAAACAUCUUGACGCAAUUUGAAAUGCUUCGAUUAGCAGCAUGUAACAAUGUAGUUUACUUUAUAUAUUUCACACUGUGCUUACACUACAAUCAAUGCUUCUUUCACUCCACUAAAAUGAAUUUAUGGAUUUAUAGACAUGCGAUCAAAUGAAAGAGAAGCACAGUUCCACAUUCCUUCAUUGUGUACUGUAUUGUAUUGACCAGUAUAUUUCAAUGUAUAUUCAAAUGAUAUAUGCAUAUAAACCUUCACUAUUUUUGUACAGUUUAUAAUCAUUUUAAGAUAUUGAUUGUAAGACACUGCAUUAUUCAGAAAUAACUGGAAUAUCUUGUGCAUGAGAACUGCUUGUCAAGAUCAAUGAGCAACUUUAAAACAUGCAAGGAUUAUGCACUUGGUAGGAUUUAAUAUUGAAAACUAUUACAAGGUUUAAAAUAGAAUACCUAAAUAAUUCAAGAAGGUGUUAAUUACACCAACUGUCAUCGAGUGGCCUCCUUGUACAUUUAUGACUGAUAUCUCGCACAUUAAUAUUUCAAGUAAAAAGGCACUGUAACAACAACUGCAGGACUCAGUUUUGACAGAAAAUAGUUCUGUUUGCAUGCUUUUAAAUUGUACAAUUUGUUUAUUGCUUAACGUAUUUAGCAUGGUAGAUAACUGUAAUACAACAAAGGAAUAAAUCCAAUGGUUUCCCUACAAAUACUUGAAAGCAAAACUGGUCAACUGCUACAUUUAUAUCUUUUAAUGUUCUGCAAAAAAUAUUUUUAAUGCUCCAGGAAAACUUGAUUGCUAAAAUAAAGUGGACUGGUAUAUCUACAGAGUAUUUGUUCUUGCUCCUUUAUAGUUUGAGGUGCUUUACAAACUAUAAUCGAUGCAAAAUUUGUACUGUUUUAUAAGGUUUAAGUUAAUGCAAAUACUAAAACUAUUGGACAUGCUAACAGUUUGCAGUAACUUUUUUUGGGUAUAUUUCAACAUAUUAAUUGAAAUGCUGGUGCUACAUAACGAGAUGACCUAAAAACGAGUUCAUCUCAAAUUUUAGUUUUCUAAUUAGUCACUGAUACAUUCUAGUGGAAGUUAUGAAAUGCCAUCAGUACAUUAAUUUCUUAAACUAAAGAUGUUUGUCCGGUUGAGUGGGGAAGCGCAACUGAAUUUAUUUUCUUAUUAAAGAAUGUAUUUUUUUGUGUAUCACCCAUACAGUGCCCUAGUAUUCAGUAUUAUGUAAUAAAAGAUAUAUAUUGUGAA
Molecule: messenger RNA, 3749 nt
Organism: Leucoraja erinaceus (little skate)
Lineage: Eukaryota; Metazoa; Chordata; Chondrichthyes; Rajiformes; Rajidae
Product: LIM and senescent cell antigen-like-containing domain protein 1
Exons: 10
Coding region: 376-1464 (362 amino acids)
Biological process (GO): positive regulation of integrin-mediated signaling pathway; cell-cell adhesion; positive regulation of substrate adhesion-dependent cell spreading
Cellular component (GO): cell-cell junction; cytoplasm; focal adhesion
Source: RefSeq, a predicted model, not a curated record